GAAAGUUCAGAAAAGCCUAAUGGCUUAGUUCAUUUACAAGAACAACUUCUUAAUGAUAUCUUGAAAACAAAUUUGAAAAUUGGUGAUGUUGAUAGAGGAAUCAGUAUAAUUGAGGAAAGAAUUCAUGGAAAAAAGGUUCUUGUUAUUCUAGAUGAUGUGGAUGACUUUGAAAACCUGCACACGUUAGUCGAAAAGCAAUGGUUUCAUCCAGGAAGCAGAAUUAUUGUAACAAGUAGAGAUGAACAUUUGCUAAGUCAAUUGGGAGUAGAUGCAAAAUAUCAAGUAAAAGAACUAAAUGAUUGGGAGUCUCUUCGACUUUUCUCCUAUCAUGCCUUUGGGAUGGCCCUUCCAAGAAAUGAUUACGGGGAGCUUUCAAUUGGUGCAGUGAAGUAUGCGGGAGGACUUCCAUUAGCUCUUGUGGUUUUGGGUUCUUUUCUCAAAGGAAGAAGCAUUGAUGAAUGGAAAAGUAAAUUGGAAAAAUUACAAAGUACACCUCAUGAUAGGAUUCAAAAAAUACUUAGAAUAAGUUUUAAUUCACUGGACAGUUCUACCAAAGACAUAUUCCUUGAUGUUGCAUGUUUUCUUGUCGGUAUGGACAAAGAAUAUGCUAUCAAAAUACUCGAUGGGUUUAAUUUCUCUCCAGCGAUUGGUAUUCCUAUUCUCAUUCAGAGGUCACUGGUGACAAUUGAUUACCGAAAGAAGUUGCAGAUGCAUAAUCUUAUUCGAGACAUGGGAAGAGAAAUUGUUUGUGAAGAAUCACCCAAAUAUCCAGGAAAACGCAGUAGGUUGUGGUUUCACAAGGAUGUCUUAAGUGUACUAGACAAUUGUGCGGGAUCGGAAACUGUCGAGGGUCUCAUCUUAAAUCUCCCUAAACUUGAAGAUGUACAUUUGAAAACUAAAGUAUUUACAAAUAUGAAGAAUUUGAGAUUGCUCAAAAUCAAUUCUAUACACCUAACAGGAUCUUAUGAACAUCUCUCUAAAGAGCUAAAAUGGCUUUGUUGGAAUUGGUGUCCCUUGGAAUUUCUACCACCAAGUUUUCAUCUGGAAAAUCUUGUUAUUCUUGACAUGCAGAAUAGUAAUGUCAAACAAGUUUGGAAGAAGAAGAAAAUAUUCAACAAGUUGAAAGUCCUUAAUCUCAGCAAUUCCAUAUAUCUAACCGAAUCACCAGACUUCUCACAAGUCCCACAACUGGAGAUACUAAUACUUGAGGGUUGCACAAGCUUGGUUAAGGUUCAUGAGUCCACUGGAUAUCUCAAAAGACUUGUUUUGUUAAAUUUACAACGAUGCGAGAACCUUAGGAAUCUUUCGAUCAACAUUUCUAACUUAGAAUCUCUUGAAACUCUUCUCUUGUCUCAGUGCUUUAAUCUUGAAAAGUUACCUGAGCAAUUGGGGAGUUUGACGGCUUUAACGAUGCUGAAAGUGGAGAAUACUGCUAUUAAGUUACUACCAUCAUCCUUCAGCCUUUUGACGAAUCUUGAAACUGUGUCAUUACUUGGAUGUGAAUGUCUUAUCGAAUCACCGGAGUUUUUACACACAUCACGUCUAAAGAUGUUGAUAUUUGCAGGUUGUACAAGCUUAGUUGAGGUUCACAAGUCUAUUGGACUUCUAAAAAGACUUGUUUUCCUAGAUUUAGAUGGAUGCAAGAAGCUUAAGAGUCUUCCAAGCAACAUUUCUAACUUAGAACAUCUUGAAACUUUAUCAUUAUGUGGAUGUGAAUGUCUGAUCAAAUCACCGGAGUUUUUACAAACAUCACGUUUAAAGAUGUUGAUACUUGCAGGUUGUACAAGCUUAGUUGAGGUUCACAAGUCUAUUGGACUUCUAAAAAGACUUGUUUUCCUAGAUUUAGGUGGAUGCAAGAAGCUUAUGAAUCUUCCAAGCAACAUUUCUAACUUAGAACGUCUUGAAACUCUUUUGUUGCCAGACUGCUUCAAGGAGGAUUACAUAAUAAAGGAGUAUUCGAAGAAAAUGACGGAAUUAAAAAUCUUGUACCGAAACAGAGCUGCUAUUACGCAACAACAGUCCUCUACAAGUCCUUUGAGGAAUCCCGCAACUUAUUCAUUAUCUAGAUGCAGAGGAGCAUCCUCAUCAUGGAUAUCACCCAAUAGCUCCAACUGCAUAAGUGUGUUACCGUUCAUUUCUAAAUUAUGUUCUAUGACAUGGAUUAAAAAGCUAGAUCUCAGUGGGCGCAAUUUGUGUGAAGAUGAUUUUCCCAUUGAAUUUGGAGGCUUAUCUUCACUUCAUAAAUUGGAUUUAUCAAGAAACAAUUUUCGUAACCUACCUAAUUGCAUCAGCUGCCUUCCUUCAUUAUAUAAGUUGCAUUUGAAUGAGUGUACUAAUCUUCAAUCAAUCUCAGUCCACAUAGGUGUGAAGCAGUUGAGUGCAAAUGGCUGCACAUUAUUGGAAAGAGUCUUACCUUUGGCGAACGAGAGUUUAGGACCUUUUUCCCUUAAUAUUUACCACAAACGGGUUCCAUGUUUCAAGUGUGGAUAUGGAUAUCUUUUCAUGGGAGGGUGCAACAAUCUAUCACCUGCUUUUAGGGAGAGUGUUCUCCAGAUGAUAUACAAGGCAAAUGCCCGUUUUUCCCUUUGCCUCCCUGGAAGUGAGAUUCCAAAUUGGAUUAGCCAAGAGACGAUCCGUUCUUUCAUAUCCUUUCGUGCACCUUCGUAUUGGGGUCCUGGUAAAAUCUGCAAGUUGCUUGUUUGGGCUGUUUAUGCAAUGAACGAGGAAGCACCCAGAUACUUUGAUCGGAAGGAUGGGUUCCGCUGGAACUUUCGAAAUAAAACUAGAAGACCCAAUGAGUCCUCUGAGUGGCCGUGCGUUGCCAAAUUUUUUGAUAGCUUUGAAGAUCAUAUAGUUGUAGAGGCGAUAGAAUUUCCUGGAGGAACAACACAGGUGAAAAGUGGAGACGAAAUAGAAGUCAGGGUAAAAUGUAUGUCACUGAGGAGGGAAGGGAACAUGUCCGGAAUACAGUGGUGGGAAAAGAACGAGUGCGGAAUACAAGUGAAGAAGUGUGGAAUUCACUUAGUUGACGAGCCAAAAUGUUAUAGAUGAAGACUAAACAUCUGAUUUUGAUAUUUCUAUGGAUGAUGAGGUCUGACCCAUCAGCAAUUCGAGAGCACAAAUCCCCUCAAAGGUUAAUUUUUCCCUUUGAAUGAUGAAGAAGGGCAAUAUCAUCUUCAACGGUGGGGCAGAAGCACUCUUACUGUCACCCAGAAAACAGUCAAGCUUGCCUCCGCCUCAAGCAGAUGGUACACUUGCAGGAAUUCUUCGAAUAUGUAACUGAAUAAGCACGGCAUACUGCAGGGAGACUACACUAGGUGGUUUGAAAAGCAAGUCCGUGUGUUCCAAUGGGCAGGAAACAAGUGUGUCUCCUGCAUCAAGUGUUUCAGGCUCAAAUUUGAUGUCUCCAAGCAAUCACCUGUUUUCUGGACCAACUCCAAUUAAUUGUCAGAAAGCUCUUUUCAGGAUCUUCUCCUCUUGGUGAUGCUGGCAUAUUUAUCCAAUGAAGAGUUUCGAGACAAAUUUGAAAUGAAGAAAGGAGCUUUCUCAAGAUGUCGUUUGAUCUAUUUGAGGGCAUGCUUUCUUGAGACUAAAGCUAGAUGAUUGGAGAAUUUCAAGACUGCUUAGAACUCGACAAGUUACUGGAGCAAUUGGAGAAUUUGAAGGCUUUAAAAUGCUUGCACGCAAGCAGAAUUGGUAGUAAGCAACAACCAUCCUCACCCAAAAGCUCCAACAUCCUAAGUUUGUUACCUUCCAUUAUUGAAUUAUUUUCUUUGACAAAACUGAGACAGCUAGUCCUAGGUGGGUGCAAUUUGUCUGAAGAUGAGCUUCCCAUUGAAUUUGGAUGUUUACCUUCACUCAAUGUGUUGGAUUUAUCAAGAAACAAUUUUUGUAACCUACCUAGGCUUAUCAGCCGCCUUCCUGGAUUACGGGAUUUGUCUUUGCACGAGUGUACUACUCUUCAAUCCAUCUCACUGCACACAAGUGUACCAGUUUUGAGAGCAAAUGGCUGCACCAUCAUUGGAAAGAAUCUUAAUUUUGACUGACCAGAGUUUUGCAAGUUCUUUUGAACUUAAUUAUUGCAAGAAACUAGUUGAGAUUCAAAGUUUGAAAAGUUUGGGACCUCAAUCAGAUGUUUACAUGGGAAGGUGCAACAAUCUAGCAUA
Corylus avellana is the source of this 4166-nucleotide messenger RNA. Lineage: Eukaryota; Viridiplantae; Streptophyta; Magnoliopsida; Fagales; Betulaceae. The record is from RefSeq and is a predicted model, not a curated record.